Chlamydomonas reinhardtii is the source of this 1461-nucleotide messenger RNA. RefSeq lists its product as uncharacterized. Lineage: Eukaryota; Viridiplantae; Chlorophyta; Chlorophyceae; Chlamydomonadales; Chlamydomonadaceae. The record is from RefSeq and is a predicted model, not a curated record. The coding region runs from base 105 to 758 and encodes 217 amino acids. The transcript has 3 exons.
CUGCUCUGCGAUUCCUGGGCUGCGCACACUCACGCCCACUGCUUUAAUAAACCCGCUGCAUCCAUCGGCGCGACAAGACCCUCCCCCGCGACAUCCAAACCAAUAUGAGUACCCGGGGGCUGCUACUUGUGAGCCCACAGCGGCUGCACUCGGGCGCGGAGCCCUACAAACGACUGCUGGGCGUUCUGUUGCGUGGCACGUGUGUGAGCCUUGCGGUUUCAAACCCUUACCUGUCGCUCGCGGAGCCGGCCGGUGCCAUUCUGCUGAGGAACGGGCGCGUGCCCGAGCGCACACUGGAGCGGCUGCUGGAGCCGCAUGGCGAGCACCUCACCGGCGUAGUGCUAGGAAGUGAGACGCACGCGGAGUGGGAGACUUUCAGGUCAUCCCAACACAACGAUACGCUUCAGCAGGUGCACCAGGUGCUGCAGCGAGUGGCGCCCGACCUGCCCGCCGCCUGGUGGGACCGCUGGAGCCCCGACGCGCCCCAGUCCUGCCGGCUGCCGCAGCAGCCGCUGCCGCAGGUGCAGGCGCAGGCGCAGGCGCCGCAGCCAGACCUAGCAGCUGAUACAGGUGCGAGCAUGUCGGCAGCGGCAGCAGUAACUCCAGCCCCAGGUGUAGGCCAGGCAUUAGGGGGCGGCGGAGCCCGGGGUUUCGCUAUAGGUGGUGGGAAGGGGUCUGGCGGCGCGACCUGCAGCAUGGCCACCUUGUUCCUGCAGCACUACCUCGACAGCCUGGGCUCCCUCAACACGUUCGGGUAGGGCGCUCUCCGGCAGCCGCAUGUGACGCCUGCGUCAUCACCGGAGCGUGUAAUGAAUGUGAUGGGACUGAUUCUGUUCACUGCGUACAUGCGGUGGCAGACGUGAGCGUGUUGCUGUGUCAAUUGUGAUUGGACUGGACUGGAGAGGGGUGAUGUGACAAGCAAAUAUGAGAGAGUCAGAGGGCACGUACAUGAAGGGCAGCAAGAAAGAAAUGUGGCCGAGGUGCCUGUGCCCCGGCUGGCAGGGCGUCACCGUACAUACAGAUGAAGAGGUAUGAGAGCGUGGCGAGAUGUAACCGCAGUUGCGCCUGCAGAAGGCGUACGCAUUUAUCGAACACUGUUCUUUUCUUCUCCCGGCCGAUAUGAAGGUUUGUGAAGCUUUCCGGGCAGAUACCGUAGGAUCUUCAAGCUUGUCAGAUAGACGUAGCCGCUGGUAAGGCGCGGCAACAAUGAGCGGCCCCUGACGUGGGGCGAGUUGGCCGAACUUCCUGGGUACCAGGCUGGUUUAUAGCGCACCAGGCAAUUCGGUUGUUACUGGACCGCGCUGGCCAUGUGCAAGAUGCACCGCGCUGGUCAGUAUGACGAGGCUGCGCAAGGGGCAGCGCCUUGGGAUAUCAAGUGACGUCGCGUGGGGGCGUCUGAACGGGCAUCUGCACGGAGACUGCAGAGAGUGAAUGACGGAGCUUUUGUAAGGUCAGGGGGGC